AUGUCUGAGCGAGUCCACCCAUCUUACAGACAAGCACGCACCACCAAGAAAGGCUCAGCAGGUGGUGCCGAAGCAUCUGCUCCGGUUAAUGUCAGCGGUGGCCAAACAACCACCAAAAAAGGCUCAGCAGGUGAUGUCAGCGGUAGCCAGACAACCAGCGGGGCUCGACGCCACUACCGUCCGCCUAACCCUCAUACGGCUGACGAUUCAAAGCCCAACCCUCCUCCGGCUAACGGCCCAAAGCCCAACCCUCCCCUGGCUACCGGCCCACCGCCUACCAGUAAACGUCGGUCAAACUGGCAGAGAAUUUGCUGCUGUUGCUGUUUCUGGUCGAUUCUGAUCAUCGUUCUCGUGGCCGCAAUCGGCGCCACUUCCGUGUACCUGAUCAACCAUCCGCGUCCGCCGUCGUUCUCCGUCCCGUCGCUUCGAAUCGGCUGCGUUAACCUAACCACCGCCUCGGAUUCCUCCCUCUACCACCUCUCAUCUUUCUUCAACUUCACUUUGCUCUCGGAGAAUCCCAACAAGCACCUCACGUUCUCCUACAGCCCCUUCGCCGUCACCAUCCUAUCCGAGAACUCCGGCGGGAUGCUCGCGACCGGAACCGUACCGGCCUUCUUCAGCGACAACGGGAACAAGACGACGUUUCGCGGCGUGAUCGCAACGUCUUCGCCGGCGCGUGAGCUUGGCCCGGAAGAAGCUCGGAAUCUGAAUACAGACCUGACGCGGCCACGCGUGGGAUUGGAGAUACAAAUGCGAACGGACGUGACAAUGCAAAUGGGGAAGCUGAGGAGUGAAGGAGUAGAGAUCAAAGUGAAAUGCCAAGGAUUCGAAGGAACAUUGCCCAAAGGUCAAACUCCAACCGUAGCAAUCUCCAAGGAUACUAAGUGUAAGUCUGAGCUUAGCGUGAAGCUCUGGAAAUGGUGA
Thlaspi arvense is the source of this 924-nucleotide messenger RNA. The record is from the annotation of a GenBank genome assembly. NCBI's taxonomy places the organism in Eukaryota, Viridiplantae, Streptophyta, Magnoliopsida, Brassicales, Brassicaceae.